Molecule: messenger RNA, 417 nt
Organism: Calypte anna (Anna's hummingbird)
Lineage: Eukaryota; Metazoa; Chordata; Aves; Apodiformes; Trochilidae
Product: histone H2A-beta, sperm
Exons: 1
Coding region: 1-417 (138 amino acids)
Cellular component (GO): nucleosome
Molecular function (GO): protein heterodimerization activity; structural constituent of chromatin; DNA binding
Source: RefSeq, a predicted model, not a curated record
AUGUCCGGACAUGGAAAGAAGCAUACAGUGGCUGGCAAAUCUGGAGUUGCACCAAAGAAAAACAGAUCAGCUAAGGCUGGUCUGCAGUUCCCUGUGGGUCGUAUCUACAGGCUCCUUAAAAAAGGGAAAUACACUGACAGAGUUAGUCCUGGUGCUGCCAUCUACCUGACUGCUGUGCUGGAGUACCUGAGUGCGGAGAUCCUGGAGCUGUCAGGGAAUGCUGCUCAGGAAAAUAAGAGAUCCAGGAUCCUGCCAAGGCAUAUCCUGCUGGCUGUGAGAGGUGAUGGUGAACUGAACCAACUCUUCUCCUCUGUGACCAUUCCUCAAGGAGGAGUUACGCCAAAUAUCCUUUCCCAGCUUCUUCCGAAGAAAUCUUUCAGAGAUGCUGGUCCUUCUCAGGGUCAAGGUGGUAGCUAG